This is a messenger RNA of Stylophora pistillata, 1062 nucleotides long. RefSeq names its product neuromedin-U receptor 2-like. The record is from RefSeq and is a predicted model, not a curated record. Lineage: Eukaryota; Metazoa; Cnidaria; Anthozoa; Scleractinia; Pocilloporidae. Gene Ontology annotation, molecular function: G protein-coupled receptor activity. Gene Ontology annotation, cellular component: membrane. Gene Ontology annotation, biological process: G protein-coupled receptor signaling pathway.
AUGGAAAUCAACAUCACAGAAGAAUAUUCUCAUCGUCAUUCGGCGGCGACCUUCAUCACAACUCGGGACAUUAUUUUUGCAGUGCUGUACUCAAUUAUUGCCGUUCCAGGGGUAAUAGGUAAUGCUAUCGUGAUUACCAUAGUGCGAAAAACGCCUUCAAUGCACACGACCACGAACUAUCUCCUCUUAAACUUAGCCGUGGCCGAUUUAUUGACAUUGCUCCUCUGUCCUGGUCCAUACGAUUUAGCUCUGGUGCACGUUGACUUAGAAGGAUUCACUGGGGAUUUAAUCUGCAAACUGUUUGCGGGAAAUGCAAUUGUUCCGAUCACCAUCAACGCCGCCGUUCUUUCGGUUUGUACGAUCGCCGUGGAAAGGUAUCUAGCGCUUCUCAAACCUUUCCGCGCUAAUCUAAGAAUAGACAAAGAUAAAGUGAAACAUGUGAUAGCAGUGCUGUGGUUGCUUGCCUUAAUCUCAUGCAUCCCAGAUAUUCAAGCCAAUACGUACAAUAUCUCGUCAUCCAAAUAUCCUUGCAAGCGUCCUUGGAGUUUGGAUGAAUAUUUUCUUCACAAACCCUUCAUCAUCUUUACUUGUGUUUGGUUCGGAAUUAUUAGCUCCCUGAUAGUCUUCCUCUGCUAUUUUUCAAUCAUCCGUGGAAUAUAUUUCACAAAAACAGUUUUCUCGGAAUCAACGGUAACGGAGGCUGAACGGCAAGCAAAAAAACAACUAGGUAGCCUUCUUAUCUGGUUGACAUUUGUAUUCGCUACCUGUUCUCUGCCAUUUGCAAUUUACUUUAUGUUUCUUAGCUUCGUUGAUGUUAGAACUGUAAAGGACAAUUACGACACAUUGUAUUUAUUUCACAGAAUUUCUAGAUUUGUUCUCUUCACAAAUUCGUUUUUAAAUCCUUUAUUGUAUGCUUUACAAAGUUCAAAUUUUCGAGAUGGAUUCAAAUUAAUUUUUCGUUUAAAACUCCUCCGCUGUAAGCCUUUGGCAAACAGGAGAAAGAGUGGAAAAAGCUCCAGUUCGACAGGUUUUCAGUUAAGUAAAGCCGGGAAAACUAGAUAA